GCUGUGGAGGACGUGGGGCUCUGUCCAUGCUGACAGGACCCGCUGUGCAGGAUGUGGGGCCGCCUGCACGCCAACAGGAGCCCGGCCUCCUCAGGACCCCUGGCGCGAGAAGAAGUUCUAACCAGGUUGUGGGCGGCACUGUGGGAAACUGGGAUUCCGAAUCCCACUGCCUCUGCUGCGCCGGAUUGGAGGCCGAUUAAUCCUCCCAUGAGUCUCCUGCUAAUGUGGGACCUCCUGCAAGGGCGAGUGGCCUGUCCACGGUGGGUGACCUGGAUCCGGGAGGGCUCCGCCUCCAUUCCAAAGUCUGACCUCGUCUCUGCUUCUGGACGUGGUGCCCACGUGUCCGUUUGGAAGAGCCAUCGCCUCUGCGGUGAUUUCGGAUCUGCAGUAACUUGUCACAGAAGCAGAAAUGCGCUUUAUCUCCACACGCAGACCCCCCAGCUGUCGCUUCCUUACCACGUUUGCCACUUCACAUGGGCUACUUCUGUGUGUUUUACCCCAAACAGAGACACUGUCCCGCAGAACCACCAUGUAACCCCAAGUGAGGAAAUGAUGACGGCUUCCACAUUUGAACCCAGACCACAGGCCCACUUCAGCUGUCACCCCCUUCCACGCUGUCUGAGAUGUCUUCGCCAUUCUGAUCUAGUUUUCUUUUUCUGGAACUGCUCCCAAGACUUUCCCUUGUUUGCACAAUGCUUAUGGAUUUAAGGAUCACAGAGGGCUCCAGUCUGAGUUGUAUUUCUGUAUGGUUUAUGUCACUUGGGCUGUUUUCAGUGUCCAACCACAUCAUGACAGGCAUCAGCCUUUCGUUUUUUUCAUGGUGACUAAACGUAAUAACAUUGACCAUUUCAAACAUUUCAGGUACACAGUUCUCCAGCCUUAGCUCAAUUCCCAUGACUGUACAUCAUUCUCCAAACUUUUUUCAUUCUCCCGGAGGGAGACUGUAUGCAUGAAACACUAGCUCCCCCUUUCCCCUCCCUCUCGGCCUCAGCAGCCACAUCCAAUUUUGUGUCUUUGGACACCUCAUACAAGUGGAAUCGUAUAGUGUUUGUCCUUCUGUGAAAACCAGCAUCCUGUCCUUUUCCUGAUUUCAGAGUAGAGCUGGCAAUCUUCAGACUUGAGCAUGGUGUUUGCCAUAGAUUAAAAAAAAUUACCCCUUAUUCCUGCUUUCAUGAAUGUUUAUAUCAGCAAUGGACAUUGGAUUUUGGUUAGAACUUUUUCUGCAUCAAUAUGACCACAUGUUUUUACUUGAAAAUUUAUUGUGGUGGAUGAUAACAUUCCUUGGUCUCACUCUAUUGAACAACGUUUGAGAUGUUUGUGAAGAGACGCUUAUGGUGUACAAUGUAUUUAAGAGCUCUUGGUUUUGGGGCGCCUGGGUGGCUCAGUGG
Messenger RNA from Enhydra lutris kenyoni (northern sea otter), 1388 nucleotides. RefSeq lists its product as uncharacterized. The record is from RefSeq and is a predicted model, not a curated record. The coding region runs from base 52 to 708 and encodes 218 amino acids. The transcript is spliced from 2 exons. Lineage: Eukaryota; Metazoa; Chordata; Mammalia; Carnivora; Mustelidae.